UCUUAGGCCCAGCAAAGUCAAUCCCCUUUUUACAUGUUUCCGUCAUAGUUAUGGUUUAGGAGUUGUCACUUGGAGACACAAGAUUAAACUUGGGCAAGCAACAAACAUCGGAGGGAUGAAACGGCCGAGCUAGACAAGAUAGCAGGUGGAAUCUCUGAUUGUCCUCCUUGUCAAACUCUCUUGCCAACCCACAAUUUUUUAUCCCUGGAAAACGUUCUUGUUGUUUACGUUGUGGGUUAAGUGUAUUGGAGCAGUAUUUGUACUGAAAAAUCUGAUCGAGGAUGGUGAGGUUUCAAAUAGAAGAUUUGCAAUUGUAGUGAGAUUGGAGAAGCACUGGAAAAAAAAAAAAAAAAAAAAAUCAAGUAUAGGGUUUUUGUGUUUGAGAAGUUGAAGCUGACUUGAAGGCAAAAACCAAACCCAUAUCUUUUGAUUUACAUACGAGAACCCAGCCUUCCUUUCUUCCAUUCUGAGUAUUGUGCCAUCAUAUCCUUCAAAAUGCGUUCCCCACGCUCCCACAACUCUACCACAACUCGACAAAAACAAGCAAACCCUUUAUCUUUUGGAGUUCUAUUAAAAUCCCUAGCAAUUUCAAGCUUAAUCCUAGCAAUUUCAAGCUUAAUCCUAAUAUCUUUGUACAUUUUUUUCUUUGACGAAUCAUUUAACUAUCAACCUUCCAGUCUCCUCAUCAGAACCUUCCAAAAAAACUUCCAGGCCACGGCUACACGUCCCCACAGCCACCCUUCUACCAAUUUAAGCCACAUUGUGAUCGGAAUGGUUGGCGCUCUCAAGACAUUGAAGCACAAAACAGCAUACAUUAAAGCAUGGUGGCGGCCUAAUGUCAGUCGAGGAUACCUCUUUUUGGAUAGAGCUCCUACUUCAGAGUUUUUGCCUUGGCCAUCAUCUUAUCCUCCUUUUCGUGUCAAUGAGGACGUCACUAGAUUAAAAGUGUACCCGAAAAUUGCGAAUCCGAUACAAGUACGAAUAGUGCGUUCAAUUUUGGAGAUAUUUAGAGAGGGUGACAAAAAUGUAAGAUGGUAUGUAAUGUCGGAUGAUGACACCAUUUUUGUGCUUGAUAAUUUGGUUGAAGUUCUAGCAAAGUAUGACCAUACUAGGUAUCAUUACAUUGGUACAAGUUCGGAGUUUGUCAAGUCUAAUUCUGAUUUUUCGUUCGAUAUGGCAUUCGGUGGUGCUGGUUAUAUUUUGAGUUACCCACUGGUGGCAGCAUUGUCAACAAAGUUGGAUGAUUGUAUUGAGAGAUAUUCAUACUCCUGGUUUAGCGAUUUGACAUUACACGAAUGUUUAACCGAUUUAGGAGUUAUUCUAACUGAAGAAAAAGGGCUUCACCAGAUUGAUCUCCGUGGUGACAUAUCAGGUCUUCUAUCGUCUCAUCCGCAAUCUCCAUUCCUCUCCAUCCACCACCUCGAUACUGUUGACCCAAUCUUUCCUUCCAUGAACCGCUCUGACUCCAUUAACCACCUCAUGAAAGCUGCCAAAGUUGAUCCUUCUCGUCUUCUUCAACAAACCAUAUGCUACCACAGACCAAGCAAUUGGUCUUUCUCAAUCUCAUGGGGUUAUUCUGCUCACAUUUAUGAAAACAUAAUCCCCCGGAGCACUUUAAGGAGGCCCAUUGAGACAUUCUCGCGUUGGAGGAACGCAAGCCGACCAUUCUACAUGUUCAACACCAGGUUGCCCUCCAAGGAUCCAUGUCGAGCUCCCCAUGUGUUUUAUUUUGAUUCUAUUGAUCAUCGUGUCGAUGGAAGGAAGACUAAGACUGUUACAACUUAUUCAAGAGUAGCUCCGCGUGGUUUGGUGUCAUGUUCUUCAAGUGGUAACCACUCUGCGGAUUCCAUCACCAAAAUUGAGGUCUAUACAUCGCCAGAAUUCCGUUUGGAGAUGAAAGGAAAGGACUGCUGUGACAUAGUACAUGCAGCUGAUAUUCACACUACUCGAGUCAUAUACAGGUCUUGCAUGGAGGGUGAAAUUAUCGCAUAAUUUUUUUUUUUUAGGGUAAGGGGUAAUUAUCGCAUAAUUUUGCAAAACAAGAUAGAUAUUGGUUUCAGAUUUUAGAGACUAUGCACAGAAUACUACAAUUCCCAAAAAUAGGAAAAGUGAUCAAUUCCACUUUUUAUUUUGGCAGUGUUGUCUUUCAUUACAUACAUGAAAGUAUUUAACCAUUAAUGGUAGCAUUUGAAUUGAACUGGUUGAUUUAGUUAUA
Molecule: messenger RNA, 2215 nt
Organism: Rosa rugosa (rugosa rose)
Lineage: Eukaryota; Viridiplantae; Streptophyta; Magnoliopsida; Rosales; Rosaceae
Exons: 2
Coding region: 496-1992 (498 amino acids)
Molecular function (GO): acetylglucosaminyltransferase activity
Source: RefSeq, a predicted model, not a curated record